Orbicella faveolata is the source of this 964-nucleotide messenger RNA. Its product is annotated as beta-1,4-N-acetylgalactosaminyltransferase 3-like. NCBI's taxonomy places the organism in Eukaryota, Metazoa, Cnidaria, Anthozoa, Scleractinia, Merulinidae. The record is from RefSeq and is a predicted model, not a curated record.
CAAAGACUUGGAAAGUUUCUUCUCUUGAUCACGGUCCUGUUAGCCUGUUUUAUUUGGCACUAUGUGUUGAACCUUCCUCAGAAACAGAUGCCGGCAAAUGAUCUAUAAGAUGGAAGUGGUAAACUACAACUUAACGAUUGCAGACCACACAGCGAAUGCCACUUCCCCUACAAAACCAACUUUUAGCGCACUGGAUGUUUACAUCUGGCGAGGGUUGUGUGGAGCAGACAUCUCGAACUUACGGAAAUCUUUAUUUUUUCCUCGUUACCCCGAUGAAAACUUCAGGAGCCUUAUUACCAAGUUCCAGAUUGAAGAUCACGGAAUAGAUUAUGGUCAGCUUAUUUUUGGUUUCGUUAACCCACCGAUCACCAUGCCAUACCGUUUUGCAAUAGUCUCCGAUGAUUCGUCAGAGUUAUGGCUUAGUUCAAGUGAAGAUCCAAACCAAAAACAGUUGAUUGCCAGAGUGUUCAAAGAAGGUGUAGCCGCGUGGGCCAAGCUAAAUCAGUUGCAUAAAUAUCCUGACCAAAUCUCGAAAGAUAUAAAGCUUCGCAAAGGCAGUAAAUAUUACAUCGAAGUUCUUCAUAAACAAGGCACCUGGGAUGGCUUUGUUCAAGUUUUUUGGAAGAGUUUGCAACACAAGGACUUCAAACUGAUCAGUUCGCAGCACUUAUCACCAUAUUCUGACGAAAACGUGGUUACAACGAAGAACAAAGAUGUUUUGUAUAGCGUGCUGUCGGAUGGUUAUCGCGUAGAACUGGAGCUGAAAUCUAAAAGAAUAAGCGAGGAUUACUUAAAAUUUUAUUCCCUCCCUUUGAUUCCCAAAGAUAGUUACCUUCCCUCAUAUGAUUACCAAAGUAGUUUUGUGUUAAGUCGUACAGUUUAUCGAUACGAAGGAGUCAGUCAUGUUUCUGCAUCCUUGGUUUAUCCAGAGGACAAAACUGCCAUGGGCUUACUAGUAGCCUGA